GAAACUGUGGUGGUAAUGAUUGAAAAUCAUUUUUGUGUCCAUCCAUUCAUGCCUGGGUACUUGCAUCCAAGUCCUGCAGGCAUCUGUCAGUGGCCUGUCAAACAGAUGUAUAAAUUCUGUGAAGAACACAACCUCCAAGAAGUCUGGGCUUACCUAUGGGAAAAUUGGUACUUCUGUGGCCAUUGGGAGCUUUGGGCAUGGUCUGCAGAACCUAAUGAGAUUCUGAGAUUAAAAACUACUAUGGUUAUGGAAAGCCACUGGCAUUGCAUAAAGGUGGAUUUUCUACACCAUUUUUCAAAACCCUGUGUGGACCUUUUGGUGUGGAUCUUAAUUAUGAAGCUUGUUCCAUCAUAUCAUAACAAGCUG
This is a messenger RNA of Pisolithus orientalis, 366 nucleotides long. RefSeq lists its product as uncharacterized. The transcript is spliced from 2 exons. The annotation marks the transcript as partial. NCBI's taxonomy places the organism in Eukaryota, Fungi, Basidiomycota, Agaricomycetes, Boletales, Pisolithaceae. The record is from RefSeq and is a predicted model, not a curated record.